AAAAGGGGGAAUGGAGAGCUCUCCAAAAGCUCUUCGAAACUGAGAGAGCUUGGCUUGAAGAAGGAGAAGGAGAAGGAGAAGAAGGAGAAGGAGAAGAAGAGUGGAUAUUUUGGGAAGGAGUGGGGGAAAAACAAAACUUUGGUGGGUCUUUGUUCCCGGUCUGGACCUCUUCUCAUAGUGAAAAUUGGUUCGUUCUUUAUAAAAACUUCGUCUUUGAGACCCUGGUUUUGUUGGAGGAUUGGAAGGGUCUUGCCAUUCUCUUGAUUUUGGCUGUGAAUUGGGGAGGGAGGGAGAUUAUUUUAUUUUAAUUUAUUUAAAAAAAAAUUGAUUUUGGAGAGGUUUGAAGGAGUUUUGGGAUUGAACUCCAUUGAUUGGGGUCUUGGAGGCUAUGUUUGAGGACCAGUCCUGUGUGAUCUCGAGGCCUUUGACGAAAUCUUGUGAAAAGGAAUCCGGGUGGGUGUAUAUGACCUACAAACUUCUCGAUAUAUCCAAUGGCAAGCAACAGGAGGCAUCCAGCAGGCAUGAUGAACAAGGUGGUGAUAGUGCGAAGAAGAGGAGGAAAUCCCUAAAGGCAUCUGAUCAAGGUGGUGACGGGCGGGAUUCUGAUACAACAUCACUCAUCCAUCCUAUUGGAUGGGACAAUUCAAUCAAUUGUCUACUUCGUUGUUCUCGAUCCGAUUAUGGUGCCAUUGCAUCCCUUAACAAGGGUUUCCGAUCCCUUAUCCGGGGCGGUGAGCUUUAUAAGCUACGGAGAUUGAAUAAGAUUGUUGAGCAUUGGAUUUACUUCUCUUGUAAUGUUCUUGAAUGGGAAGCUUAUGAUCCAUAUCGCGGGCGGUGGAUGACCUUGCCAAGGAUGCCUCCUAAUGAAUGCUUCAUGUGUUCAGAUAAGGAGUCUUUGGCUGUGGGCACUGAGCUGCUUGUGUUUGGGAAGGAGGUGACUUCUCACAUAGUGCUCAGGUAUAGCAUCUUGACAAAUUCUUGGUCUGCCGGUGUCAAAAUGAAUUCACCUAGAUGCUUGUUUGGAUCGGCAAGUCUCGCGGAGAAAGCAAUUCUGGCUGGUGGAACUGAUGCGCAUGGGACCAUAUUGGACUCUGCAGAGCUUUACAAUUCGGAGACGCAAACUUGGGUGACUCUGCCUAACAUGAAUAGACCGAGGAAGAUGUGCUCUGGAGUUUUUAUGGAUGAAAAGUUCUAUGUCAUUGGAGGAAUGGCUAGCAAUACAGAGGUGUUGACGUGUGGUGAAGAGUAUGAUUUGGAUAAAGGAGUGUGGAAGAUCAUACCAAAUAUGUCCUCCGGGCUCAAUGGCGCUAGUGGUGCACCACCACUUGUUGCAGUGGUUAAUAAUGAGCUCUAUGCGGCUACUUAUGCAGAUAUGAUGCUGAGAAAGUAUGAUAAGAAGAAUAAAUCAUGGAUUACACUUGGAAGUUUGCCUGAAAGGCCUGUCUCGAUGAAUGGUUGGGGUCUUGCAUUCCGAGCUUGUGGUGAGCAGCUCAUAGUUAUUGGAGGACCAAGGGCAACAGGCGGAGGGAUGAUUGAGCUUAAUGCGUGGAUUCCGAAAGAUGGACCACCUGAAUGGAAUAUGAUUGCUAGCAAGCAUUGUGGAAGUUUUGUGUAUAAUUGCGCUGUUAUGGGCUGCUGAUUUUUUGGGUAAUAAUUAAUGACACCUUCAGUGUUGUACAGGUUUUGGCCGGAGGUGGAUGCACCAGGUUGACUUGCUUAACUCAUUCAUUAUUGAUGCUGUUUGACAGGUGGCAACUGGCUUUUCCAAAAUUUCAGACUUAACUCGAGAUUUAAAAGGAACUCUCUUCGGUAUAACUCUCAGGUUUUGGUUUUCCCCCCUUAUCUGCUGUGCAAUUGGAAGUUCUUUUACAUGUUGGCAUAAGGAUAUUUAGACAUUCAGGGUCAUGCAGUACAGAGAUAGGUCAAAAGUUUGAUGCUAAUAAAGCUUUGCUAGAUCAUCAUACUUGAAGAAAUGUUUUUCUUUUUUUCCAGAGUAGUGUUUUAUGGUUGAAAUUUUUUCACCUUUAUUUGGAGGAAAAUAAAGGGUGACAUGUGUUUCAUUUGGUCAUAGUGUGUGCCGACAUUUAUUAGAUACCGUCAAGAACUUCUCUGUUUCCUAUUCAACUAUUUUGUAUAUCUGCAGAAAUAGAUUCUUUUUUGCCUGCCUGUGGUUAAAUACAGAACAUUUGAAUGUUGUCUUAAAA
This is a messenger RNA of Dioscorea cayenensis subsp. rotundata (Guinea yam), 2204 nucleotides long. Its product is annotated as F-box/kelch-repeat protein SKIP11-like. Bases 389 to 1639 code for a protein of 416 amino acids. Lineage: Eukaryota; Viridiplantae; Streptophyta; Magnoliopsida; Dioscoreales; Dioscoreaceae. Gene Ontology annotation, molecular function: protein binding. The transcript has 2 exons. The record is from RefSeq and is a predicted model, not a curated record. Gene Ontology annotation, cellular component: nucleus.